Molecule: messenger RNA, 3666 nt
Organism: Exophiala bonariae
Lineage: Eukaryota; Fungi; Ascomycota; Eurotiomycetes; Chaetothyriales; Herpotrichiellaceae
Exons: 6
Coding region: 1-3666 (1221 amino acids)
Biological process (GO): regulation of GTPase activity; signal transduction
Cellular component (GO): cytoplasm
Source: RefSeq, a predicted model, not a curated record
AUGGCAACCGCAAUGGAAUCUCCCAUGGCUUUUCCAGAGUCUCCCAUGGACCCUGAUGAUGUUGCGUACCCCUGUAAAGGGUGUGGACAGAUUCUCGAGGAAGGAAAAGCCUUUGAACUGGCUGGAAAUAGAUGGCACAUCGACUGCUUCCGCUGCAACACUUGUGGCACUCUCCUCGACUCAGAUGCCAACUUGCUCCUCCUUGGGGAUGGCUCCCUCAUAUGCAACAACUGUACAUACAGUUGCAGCAACUGCAACAAUAAAAUUGAAGACCUGGCAAUAUUGACUGGAGAUCAGGCGUUCUGUGCAAAUUGCUUCAGUUGUCGCAACUGCAAACGAAAAAUCGAGAAUCUGCGUUACGCGCGCACUUCUCAGGGUAUCUUUUGCAUGGAAUGUCACGAAGCUCUGAUGGCCCGGAGGAGAAAGAAGUCAAAGGCAUCAUCGCGGUCCAAAGGCCCUGGCGCCAAUGCUCACCUGGAUAAAUCAUUGCCUGCUAUUCCGCCCCCUGAGGCUCGGAAGACUGCUUAUGUACCAGAGCCCGACCCUGUCUACGAGGAGGUAUACCAUGAAUUACCAACUCCUGAUAUCCCAUCCGUUGGUAGAACCAUCAGUGAACUACAGAAGGAUGUCGAUUCAAGGCCAUCGUCUUCAGAUCAAAAUCCGCCUCGCGAUAUGCUCACCCUCCCGUCCACCACCUACCGAAAUAAGAGACAUUCUAUGAUGUCACAGCAUUCAAACUUCUCAGGAGGAGGAGAAGAAUUUCUGAUCCCGCUCGCCUUUGAUCCUACACCUCAACCAUCGUCACAGUCCCCCAGCAUUUCAAGCCAGGCUACUCCGAGAGGUGCUGAAGAGAUGAAAAAGGAUUAUUUUACGAACCGACCAACACCACCUCAGGCUCAAGCACCAACACCUAAGCCGAUCACAUCCAGUCCUCAUAUUGCCUAUCAGGAGAAAGGCCGUCAAUCUUCACGUGAAAUCAUUGACUCUGUACGAAAGAGAACGGAAGGCAGUUCUGGUGGCUCCAGCUCAAUGACGGCUUCGCCAUACCUCCAAUCCGAGCCCCGGCAGUCUGAAGAAUCCCCACGUCCAACUCUGGCUUCGCGUGGCAACAGUGAGCUCUUAUCUAGUGAGAAGUUUAAAUUACAGGAAGCACCAAAGACCAAGAAAACUGAACGCCCAAGCACCAGCCUGAGGUCGGAAAUUGCCUCUCCCCAUGGCGAACCCGUUGAACAGUUCACCACCAGUACUCGGACAAUACCUGUAUCGGACAAUGACACGCCUUCUGAAAACGGCUUCUCAACACCGAGACUUUCAAACCUGUCUAGCCCUGCUGAUAGCGCGAGCAAUGAUUCUCCCAAGCACUCUCAGCUGACGUCAAGCUCGCUCUUGCAAAGCAUCCCAAAGCGAGGGGAUUCUUUGGACAGUGCAAAGAGAAGUCAAACGGUUGCUAGGAAAGAGGUCAAUGCCGCAGCAAAUAUUCCCUCUAGUUUGAGCUCUGCCAUCAAUGGCAACUCUCCAUCCCCCAAGAACGUCGCCAUCACUCCAACCAACUUGGCUAGGGCCAAUGGCGGCAAAGUCAUUUCUGGUCCCAUAGGGUCGCCAAACUCGAAGAGUAUCUUUGACACGGCUGAUAACUCGAUGGGAUCUUCGGAUAGCGUCUCCGGGAAAAAGGGGCUCACUUCUUUCGUAGAUCCUCGAGCACCACCGCUCCCACCUCCAGAUCAUUCCCGAUCCCACUCUGUCAGCACACUUCAGUCAAGUCAACAGAAACAUGCGGAUGGUGAGAAGUCACCCGGGUUACCUAGAUAUUCUACUGGCGGAGACUUCACCAUGGAUGAGGAUAUGGCACGUAUCAUGCGAGCAGACGAAAUCAACGCUCAAGAGUCCUUUUUGAAGAGAGUGUCUAAUUCUGUGAGGCAUGGCCGAAGCUAUAGCGAUAAAACCGGUAGGCUUUCUCGAGACCGGUGGCCUAAAUCCCCAGCUGUGACUUCAUCCUCAAUUGCACAGGAGAUCAGCAGCCCCAGCACCGCUUCUCCAGAAAAUCGCGACGAGCUCGCCUGGUUCAAGAACGAACUACGACGUGAACGACAAAAGACCAUUGAGCGAGAAAAGAGAAUUGCAGAACUGCAGUCUCAACUGGAGUCUACUGCUAGCAUCAAACAGGUCAAUUCGGAGCUUAGGGAGAAACGGUCGACCAUGGUUGUGCUUGACACACAAAAAGAGAUUGUGGUGCGAGAGCUUGAGAUCCUGACGGAACAUCUCGCUGCCGCUAAGCGCAGUGGUGAGCCAUUUGACGUGGGGAAAAUGAGCAACACAGUCCUUCACGACUUUGCCGAAUCUCUAGAAAAGUUGAAGAAUUCGUUCGCGCCACAGAUCGAAGAUUCGAUACAAAGGCGUAAUGAUCUGGUGGAUGAGAUUGCGAAUUUGACGCAAAUGAAGGAUAAGAGCUUCAUGGAGUUUGAGCAGCUUUCUUCGAAGAAUGCCCAAUUGGCCGAGCUCAACAACCAGCUAGUGCAUCAAAUCCAAGGGUUGUACAAGGCCAAUUCUGGAAGUGUACCUAUUGAGCCGACCAAAUCCGCGGUCAAUGGAUUGGGAAUAUACUCUCAUCACAAGGACAAGUCGAACAUCUCCUUUGAAUCCAAGGACAUGCGAAGCUUCUCGACCGACAAUACCAACAUCGACUCGGCGAGUACGCUACUGGCUGGCGAGGCAGAGCCAGUAACUGUGUUACAAGGACCACAGGUUGUCAACAUCAAGAAAGGCCAGGCCAAGAAGUUCGACUGGAGAAAAGGACAGAAGGUUGCCAAGGGCGUGACGAAAGGGUUGAAGGGAGCAUUCUCCUCGACUCAACAGAGCUACAGCCGAGAUCUCCAGUUUGCCGAAACAGGUGCAUAUGGAAAUACCCCAGUUGGCCAAGAGUAUUCCAGUCUACCCAAGAACAACCCUGAGCCUAUGAUGAAACAGGCCGGCUUCGGCUUCUUUGGUGGCAACCCGAAGACGGGCACAAAAUCCAAUGGGCUGUAUGGAACGGGGAAUAACGCCAGCAAUCCGUCCCUGCUGGUGGACGCAACUCAAGUGUUUGGAUCCGACCUUGAGCAACGCACGGAAUACGAGAAAGCGCCUGUUCCAGGGAUCGUUAGAAGAUGUGUGGAGGAGGUGGAACUACGAGGAAUGGAUGUCGAGGGCAUUUACCGCAAAUCUGGAGGCAACUCUCAAGUUCAACAAGUCAAGGACUAUUUUGAGAAUCCCACAGGAGACUUUGACAUUUCCGACCCAGAUCUGGAUAUUCAUGCGGUAACCUCGGGAUUGAAGCAGUAUUUCCGACGGCUGCCGAUGCCUCUUAUCACUUUUGACGUGUAUGAUCGACUUUUGGACACUACUAUGAUCCAAGAUCGUGACGGACGUGUGGAUGCCAUGGCUCUGGCAUUGGAAUCACUUCCGCGAGCCCACUAUGAAGUUCUUGAUUAUCUGAUCCAGCACUUGGCCCGAGUAGUUUUACAGGAAAAGGAGAACCUCAUGACAAGCAUGAAUAUUGCAGUGGUGUUUGCACCAACCAUCAUGAGACCGGAAAGUCUGAACCGAGAGCUGAGCGAUACCAAAAUGAAGAAUGAGGUGGUUCAGUGGAUGGUGGAAAAUUGUGAAGCAAUAUUUCAAGUCGGAAGGUGA